CGUCGCCAAGCGCAAAACAGCAGAAAUCAUCAUGCUUCCGUCCAUCCGUCCAUCAUUCGCCUUGAUUGCUGUCGUCUUGCUGGCUUUGUUGGCCGUCGAGAUUCCGGCCCGUGUGGUCGAAGAUGUCGUCAUCGAUCCAUCGAUGGUCUCCGCCAUCGCUGAGCCUAUGGUCCGCCAGGCCAGGCAGCAAUCGACAGCCACCGUCACCGUCCUCAAAACCACGACCCUCUCGUCCGUCACGACCACCGUCCUGACGACCAAGAAAAUCUGCGGCAUCAUAGCUUCCGUCUCGGCUGGCACGGUCAACCCUGGUGGCAUUGCCACAUUUACCAACGCUCCGGCUGCAGCCUGCAGCCGCCGGAGGCGUCAGUAUUGGGACCAGCCUGUCUUUGUCGCCCUCAAGAACGACGACGACACCAGCUUGCAGUACUUCCGAUUGAAUCCCACCCAAGUUUUGAAUUUCGAACCGACGUUGUUGCCACAAUUCCGCAACACCCACAGCCCGAGCGUUCAACUGGUGAAGGAAUCAUCCUUCAUUCUUCCGUCGUUCGACAAGCCGUCGGAUAACGUCCGCGUGGCCAGCCCACUAUUCGGGAUCAGCAGUCUCAUCUCUUCCAUCGUGUCUGGCAUUUUGACGACGACAACCACCACGACGUCGACCAUCACCGCUUAUACGUCCACUUCUGUAUCCACGUCGUUCACUGGCACCGCCAGCUAUUACGUCGUCGGAGCUUGUUAUCCGGCUGGCCUCACCACCUGCUAGUAUAUUUGACUGAUAAGCCAGCGCUCUGGUGUCAUUGACCGCGGUUCAAGAAUUAUAUCCACGACUCUCACGAUUAAAGUUAUGCCAUUUUGUGUCGACUAUAUAUUUAAAAAUAGAACAAGCCUAUAGGCAAUUGUUGUAGGUCCCAUCAGUUUUUUUGUUUUAGAUUAUGCAUACGAUCCUUCAAUACAAGACCCCUAUCGUAA
This is a messenger RNA of Daphnia pulicaria, 969 nucleotides long. RefSeq lists its product as uncharacterized. The record is from RefSeq and is a predicted model, not a curated record. NCBI's taxonomy places the organism in Eukaryota, Metazoa, Arthropoda, Branchiopoda, Diplostraca, Daphniidae. The transcript has 3 exons. Bases 32 to 763 code for a protein of 243 amino acids.